This is a messenger RNA of Podarcis raffonei (Aeolian wall lizard), 1810 nucleotides long. RefSeq names its product complement C1q like 1 (gene C1QL1). Bases 251 to 1039 code for a protein of 262 amino acids. Gene Ontology annotation, molecular function: protein binding. The record is from RefSeq and is a predicted model, not a curated record. The transcript has 2 exons. Lineage: Eukaryota; Metazoa; Chordata; Lepidosauria; Squamata; Lacertidae.
GGGGAUCCUCUGCUUCUUUUCAAGUUUCUUCUUCUUGCCUCUUCUUCUGCUGCUGCUUCCUCGCCCCUCCUUCCACCUCGUCUGUGGUUGUUUUGUUUCGGUUCCCCCAAAUUAUCACCCUUUAUUUCUCCUCGCCAGGUCGCCCGGCCCACCCGUCACCAUUUCUACCCCGGGGAGGCAGCGCGUCCAGCCCCUGCAGCGGCUGAGCCUCGGGCGCAAAACUUUGGUGGCCGCGGCCAUCGGGGUGGUGAUGAUCCUGGUCUUGGUGGUCCUCAUCCCGGUGCUGGUCAAUUCGGUGGGCAUCGACGGGCACUACGAGAUGCUGGGCACGUGCCGCAUGGUCUGCGACCCCUACCUGGCCAAGACCACCAGCGCCAGCGCCAUCCGGACCGAGGCGGGAGAGACCCUCGCCAGCAGCGGCCACGCCGGGCUCCCCGCGCCCUCCACGCUGGUGCAAGGGCCGCAAGGCAAGCCCGGGAGGCCGGGGAAACCCGGGCCGCCGGGGCCUCCGGGUGAACCGGGCCCACCGGGGGCCAUGGGGCCCCCGGGGGAGAAAGGGGACCCCGGGAAACCGGGCCCCCCUGGCUUGCCCGGGCCGGGCCUGGGCAACGGGGCCAUCAGCACGGCCACCUACACCACGGUGCCCCGCGUGGCUUUUUACGCAGGCCUCAAGAACCCGCACGAGGGCUACGAGAUCCUUAAAUUCGACGACGUGGUGACCAACCUGGGCAACAACUACGAGGCCACCACGGGCAAGUUCACGUGCAACAUCCCCGGCACCUAUUUCUUCACCUACCACGUCUUGAUGCGCGGAGGCGACGGCACCAGCAUGUGGGCGGACCUGUGCAAGAACGGACAGGUGCGGGCCAGCGCCAUCGCGCAGGAUGCGGAUCAGAACUACGACUACGCCAGCAACAGUGUCAUCCUUCACCUGGAUGCCGGCGACGAGGUCUUCAUCAAGCUGGACGGAGGCAAAGCCCACGGAGGGAACAACAACAAAUAUAGCACCUUCUCAGGCUUCAUCAUCUACUCGGACUGAGGGCUGCGAGCAGCAGCAGCCAUACUAGUUCCCGGCCACCUGGAUUUCUCUCUAUGUGUCAGCUGCAAAGUCAGCUGCAAAACUCACAUCCACCGACAUCUUCGCACGCUGUCCGUCUCCCCGCCGCCAAGGUGCAGGGAUGCGGUGGUUGGAUCCUGUUGCCCUUUUCCCCGCCCCCCCCCGGGGGCAUUGCGGAGGAACAACAGAUGAGUCAAGCCAACCACCGUUCCCACCCCUAAUUUUCCUUCCAUGCAUUUCCAGGAGCAUCACAAUUCGCGAAGCCUUCUAAGGUUGUCUCCGUAAUUUUUUUGGAAAGAAAGCGAAGGGACUCGGAUGGGGCUUGGGGAAGGGUCCGGAGAACUUAUCAUCUUGCCACUUUCCAGCACAUUUUCCUCUCCGUAAGCAUAGGGGUUGUCGAGACUCAAGAUUAAAAAGCGGAGGUCAGGAUUCGAACUCCAAUCUUCAGAUCUGCAUGCCCACAUUUCAAAUUUGGAUUCGAGUACGUACUACAAUUGGGACAGAUUUCUGUCUUGUGCGUGUCUGCACCUAGAUGUUUAAAACACACGAACCAUUUUUUUUAAUAUGGAAGAAAUUUGAGACUGGGGGGGGACGACAAAAUUAAUGUUUAAAUUUCAAACUGGGGAAAAGUCAACAAUGACAUCGCCCUAAUUUCAAACUUGGUGUGAACUGGUGGGGACCUCCUUUAGGUGUAUUCCAGAUUGUUUCAGAAGCUGUUGAGCCAUGUAUACAUGAAUACAAAGUAUAGCCAAA